Messenger RNA from Camponotus floridanus (Florida carpenter ant), 1863 nucleotides. RefSeq names its product elongation of very long chain fatty acids protein AAEL008004 (gene bond). Gene Ontology annotation, cellular component: endoplasmic reticulum membrane. Gene Ontology annotation, molecular function: fatty acid elongase activity. The record is from RefSeq and is a predicted model, not a curated record. NCBI's taxonomy places the organism in Eukaryota, Metazoa, Arthropoda, Insecta, Hymenoptera, Formicidae. The coding region runs from base 507 to 1304 and encodes 265 amino acids. The transcript has 7 exons. Gene Ontology annotation, biological process: fatty acid elongation, saturated fatty acid; fatty acid elongation, polyunsaturated fatty acid; very long-chain fatty acid biosynthetic process.
GUUUUUUUACUGUUAUCUUUACCGCUCCCAUAUAAAGAUCUUUCGUAUUCAUAUACCUUCUUUCCUUUUUUUAUUGACUCGCGAUUGAGAAUCAGUCAAAUAAAACUAUACCUUUUAUUUCUAUUUACUUAUAUUUAUUUCUAUAUUUCUUCAACUAUUCAUCAACUAUUUAUCGUGUUAUUGGAAAUAACGAAAGUUGACAAACGAGGUGGGGAUUGCAGGAUACGUUUGUCGAACGGUAAUUUUCUUCUUAGUGGGCGCUCACCACAGUGGACGAUCAGUUUUUAAUAAGACGCGUCUCUCUUCCCAUCGCAAGCGAGACGCUCCUGAAGAAAAUUGUAUAUCGGGGCUUCCUCGUUCCUCUUUUUAACGUGUCGAUUUCAAGAACGUGAAAAAUUUCUGCAUUCUAAAGCUUGUACAAAUAAUUACAAGAUAAGAAUUUAUCACUCGUUAAAGAAAGAGUGAGUAUAUUAUAAAAAGAAAGAAUUUUUGAAAGCCUGAACAUCAUGGCCAGUCUUAUACGACUCGUUGUCAGCAAUUAUAAUGAAGUUUUAAAGAAUAUUAAAGAUCCAAUAGUAGACACUUGGCCUUUAAUGGGGUCUCCGGGUCCUAUGUUAUGUAUCGUCGGCACAUAUUUAAUAUUCGUGUUGAAGGCCGGACCAAAAAUGAUGGAAAAAAGGCCAGCCUUUCAACUAAAUACCGUUAUGAUUUUAUAUAACGCGUUUCAAGUGCUCUUCAGUAUCUGGUUGUCAUCUUUAAUAUUGAAUAUUGAUAUGAAAUAUGUGUUCUCUUCUCAUGGAUGCAACUUUCGAUUUGAUCCAAAAGCCGAACUUAUUCAAAAAGCGUUAUCACGAAGCGCAUGGUGGUAUUUCUUCGCAAAAAUUAUCGAACUUUUGGACACGGUAUUUUUCGUUUUGAGGAAGAAACAAAACCAAGUGACUUUUCUUCACGUUUAUCAUCACACCAUAACAGCCGUUUUCUCAUGGUGUUACUUGAAAUUAUUGCCUGGUGAACAAGGUAUCAUUAUAGGUUUCUUGAAUUCUAUAGUUCACAUUAUUAUGUACGGUUAUUAUUUCAUCGCGGCACUUGGCCCCAAAUACAGAAAAUAUCUCUGGUGGAAAAAAUAUAUGACCUGGAUUCAAUUGAUACAAUUUGGAAUAAUAUUAUUCUAUCUAAUAUUAACAUUGGCCAUGGAUUGCCAAUUCCCGAAGAUUCUGACCUACUUCUUCGUAACGAACGUGAUAAUCUUUAUUUACUUGUUCAGCGAUUUUUAUCGAAAAGCGUAUAAAACUAAAACGGCCUAAUAAUGAAAAUUGAUUUCGCAAGUUAAUUAAAAAAUACGGAUUUAUAUUCGAAUUUAUUUAUAAAAUAAAAUAAAAUUUUAAAUAAUAAAUGCAUUUUUUGAUAAAAGUUAAGAUAUAUUCCGCUAAAAUGUAAUAAGACUGCAAUUUACAAUUCAACAAUCUUCUAUAAUUGUGUCAUAUACUUUUACAAUAAAAAAUAAUAUCUGUAUAUAUAGAUAUACGCGCGUAAAUAUAUAAGAUACAGGGUGAAUCAUGCAAUUGGAACGGAUUCAAACAUCUAUUUUAGAUAGAAAACAGAUAGAAAAAAAUGAUAAAGAUAAAAAAAGUGGAAUGGUAAAUAACAAUACACGUUUUGCUACGUUCCAAUUGAAUCGCCCACUUUAUUGAAUGACCCACCUUAUAUAGUUUAUAGAACAUAUAUGUUGAAGCUUCUGCAUCUGUUAUAUAUGUUCUGCAAACAUUUUAACAAGAAAAUUAUUACAUAAUCAUUAUGAAUCUUAUAACCAAUUAUCAUUAAUUGUAAUUAAUUUUCCAUAAUCCGUUGUUGUAUUAAUUAUGU